AUGUUUGUUCAGGUCGAAGGAAAUGGAAAUGCUACGUAUGGAAAUGUAGCUCGGAGAGAUCAUGAAACUCAAGAAUAUACCUACUAUCCCAUUGCUAUUAUAGGUGCUGGUGAAUCUGGGAUUGCUAUGGGGUGCCGUUUAAAGGAAGUCCUAGGUUUUGAUCAGUUUCGCAUCUUUGAUAGACAGUCCGGAAUUGGAGGUACAUGGUGGAUUAAUCGAUACCCUGGCGUUGCUUGUGAUGUACCUUCAACAUUUUAUUCAUUCUCAUUCUGCCCAAAAUAUGACUGGUCAUGUUUUUAUCCAGGAGGCGCAGAGAUGGCCAAGUAUCUCCAGGCUGUUUGCGAAAAGUAUGAGAUAGUGGAUAAGAUACAAGUGAAUACCGAUGCUAAAGAAGCACGCUGGCUUGAAUCUGAACAAGUUUGGGAAGUAACUUUACAACACUUAAUGGUUGGUGCUGGAGACUUGAGUGAAGAAGAUCGAAUUCUCAAAGUCAAAGAGCUAGGCUACAGCGCUGUAUACACAUACGAAGAGAAGAUUCGAUGCAAAAUCCUGAUAAGUGCUGUUGGCGGUCUCGUCCAACCAAAGCUUUGGCCCGAGAGUAUCCCUGGAAAAGAUCUUUUUAAAGGAGAAAUCUUUCACUCUGCUCGUUGGCGACAUGAUAUCGACCUCAAGGACAAGAAUGUGGUAGUUAUUGGAACGGGGUGCAGUGCAAUACAGUUUGUACCGAAACUUGUGACUGAGUAUGGUGUGAAGUCCGUUACUCAGCUGAUGCAGUCUCCGCCAUGGGUUCAACCAAAGGUUGUGCCGCCGCUGGGAGAAAAAACAUGGAAUAAAUGGUCACCAGCACUAAAUACUUACAUUCCUGGUUUUAACAAACUCCUGCGUCAUACAUUAGGUACGGUGGCUGAAUAUGAUUUCAGAUUAUUUGGAUCUGGUUCUUUCGCUGAAAAAGAGCGUAGAAAGAAGGAGGCUAAGUGUUUGACUUAUAUGAAAAGCAAUGCUCCUGAGAAGUAUCACGAGAUCUUGACACCAAACUAUGGAAUUGGUUGUAAGAGAAGAAUCUUGGAUGCGGGGUGGUACUCAUGCCUAAAUGAUCCGAAAGUCAAUCUGACAACUCUUCCGCUAAAAAGUCUUGGGGAGGAUACUGUGACUUUAGGGCCUGGUCGUAACUAUCCACCUGAAGAUGUUACAAGCUCUGCUCCAACAAACAAAAUCACUAUUCCUGCUGACGUCAUCGUCCUUGCCAACGGGUUCCAAACAACGAAAUGGUUCCAUCCACUGAAUGUCUAUGGUAAGGAAGGGCAAACAUUACAGGAAGUGUUUGAAGGACGAGGUGGUCCUCAAAUGUACAUGGGAAGUGCCAUGGAUGGAUUUCCGAACUUCUUCACCUUGGUUGGUCCGAACUGCUUCACUGGACACACAUCCGUUGUUUAUACUUCGGAAAGUAUGGUAAUUCAAGCACUUAAUUUUAUCAAGCCUUUACUCAACGGUGAUGCUACCAUAGUAGAGGUUAAAAAGGAGGCCGAAAUGGAAUGGACCAGUCAAAUUCAGUCUGCGUUAAAGAAAAUGGUAUGGGCUGACAGUCGUGCGAGAAAUUGGUACCUCCGCGAAGAUGGUUGGAAUUCGAAUACUUAUCCGUAUACCCAACUCGAUUAUCUUUACCGCUGUUCGUAUCCAACUUGGAGACAUUGGAACAUCACGUAUACGCGAAAGGGCCUAUUAAAAAAAUGGGCGACAAGGACAUUUGUUCUCCUAGCCUGCACAGUUGCAUUUGCCGAAGUUUAUAGGAAGAGAAAGAUUGGCGGUGGAUUGGGUGCGAGUGAAGUUUUACGCAAAUGGUUCAAAAAGGGCCUCCUAGCAACAGCAUCUAUAUUGACGAAGAUAGGCACAAGUGUGCAGUAG
Messenger RNA from Sclerotinia sclerotiorum 1980 UF-70, 1902 nucleotides. RefSeq lists its product as hypothetical. Bases 1 to 1902 code for a protein of 633 amino acids. The transcript has 4 exons. The record is from RefSeq and is a predicted model, not a curated record. Lineage: Eukaryota; Fungi; Ascomycota; Leotiomycetes; Helotiales; Sclerotiniaceae. Gene Ontology annotation, molecular function: NADP binding; flavin adenine dinucleotide binding; N,N-dimethylaniline monooxygenase activity.